Molecule: messenger RNA, 2735 nt
Organism: Salpingoeca rosetta
Lineage: Eukaryota; Choanoflagellata; Craspedida; Salpingoecidae
Exons: 4
Coding region: 396-1913 (505 amino acids)
Source: RefSeq, a predicted model, not a curated record
CCCCGGCGCCACGCGCAGUGCUGUGCACUUUUGGUUGAGAAGCUUGCAGCUUCAACCUCGUUUGCAACGACCCACUUCCCCACUCAGUUGAGGGAUUACUUCUGUGUCUGUGACCAGGACAACAACAAACAAACACCACCCCCACACGCACGUGCUACGCACCGAAACAACAAGGCUGCGCAGCCCCACUGCCAGGACCAGCAACCCGUCUUGCUCAUCUUCAUCUGGUGUAACAACAGCAACGCCCGCCGUUUUCACAGCAACAGCACACCCCACCGCUCCCAGCAACCAACCGCCGUCAGGUGUCAGUGCAAACACUCGAACAACCUUCCCUCGAUCCCUCUCAUUUGCAUUCUUCCGCUUGGCUUUGUGUUUGGCAUUUCGCGUGAGAGGCAAUGUCAACGUCCAUAGCCGAACGGCCUGUCAUGACCCACCCUUUUGGCACGAACGAACCCAGCGAUUUUGCAGAGUUGCCAUCCUUCCACCAACCCACGCCGGCCCAGGUGGUCACAGACAUUGACCAGUCACCGCACACCGAAGACAGCAGUUCAUACACAUCCCAAUACCAGCAGCCCCAGUACCAAGCGCAGUCCCAACCCGCUGCACCGGCAUCGUCCACCGUUCACGUCCCCACCACGUUUGAGCACGCCCAGGCCUACGCAGCCCACACCGACGACGCCACCAUGUCAGGCCUCAUGCUUACGCCUUCGCCCGUGCCAGACCCCAUGCUGCAGCAGUUGGCACGACAGUCGCCCCCGCUGACAGCGUUUGCAGCGCCGCAGCCCAUCCACCGGCCACACCCGCUUCAUCAGCAGUUCACGGCCCAGCCGCAACAGCAAGAGCAGGUCCAACAUCACCUCGCAGAUGCCAUGACCCAGGACACGGCAAAACCAUCGCCCGUGCUCCCGCCAGCAUGUGACAUGUCGCAGCCCCAACAGAGCAUGCAGCCACACCAGCACCAGCACCAGCACCAGCACCAGCACCAGCAGCCCCAAAUGCAGCCCCAGGGCGUUCCACUGCAUGCCCUUGCCUUGGAUCAGGCCCAGUCAUCGCCGCGGCUGCUGCAGCAACUGGUGCAUCAUCUGCAGCGGCACCAGUUCACCCAUGUCAGCGCCCUCCUCGCCCAGCAGCAGCAGCAGGUGUUUGCUCAGUUCCAGAUGCUUCAACAGCAACAGCAACAACAGCAGCAACAGCAGCAGCGCAUGCCAGACAUGGCGCCUGGCAUGCCAGAUCCGCGCCUCUUGUUUGGCGGUGUGGCUGCGAACCAGGGCGGGAUGCCUCCUGCGCAGACACAAGCGCCCUCCGCCAUGCCCGGCCCCCACUCCCCGAGCAUCGGCCCAACCGGCCUUGCUCCAGCAGCCACUGCAGAUGUUGCCACCACCGCCAUGGGUGGCAACAGCGGCAGCAGCAGCAGUGCUCGUCAUGCUGGUGGUGGGAAAGCACAGCGUGCGGGCCGCAGGCGCCGGCAAGCGCGACAACAGCGGAGGCGCGAGCACCACACCACUCGGUCCCACGAAGUGUCACCAUCAGCAUCGCCGUCCGUAGUGGCUGCCACUGGUGGCGCCAGCAGCGCUGGUGGCAGGUCCCCUGCGCAGGCUCCGUCCUUUCCCGUCCUCGCAAAGUUUGCCAGCACAAUCAACAACUUCACCCGCGAUCUACACAAGCACCUGGGCAAGCUGGUGUCCAAACACGAGGUGUACCAACAGGUGAAGGUCACAGAGGGCUCAAACGCCAAGUUCUCCGUCACCUACUGGAAGAAGAUUAUGCGGCAGAUUGUGAAGGGCAUGCUUCAACACGGCGUGUCUGUCGCCGCCAUCAACGCGGAGAUUGAGUCCACGCAGGCAAACGGUCUCGUGUACAUCAAGUCCGAAAUUCCGGGCGAGUGGAAGCUCAUCACCAUGUGGGACAACUGAAGUGAAGGCGCGAACAUGGACACCGUUCACCCUGCCCACGUCUCUCGUACCCUCUGCGUUGUGCUUUGGUCAAGGCAAGCCCUCCUUUCCAACCCUCGUUACCACCACUUCUCCAUGGAAUGUGUUUCACGCCCACUGCGUGCAUUAUCACCCCCUCGUUCCAUCCUCUUGUCAACCAUCCCACGGUUGUAGUGGCGCACCCAUCAGUUCCCAUGGCACGCGUGCGCAUCAUCGCGCUGUCUGUGACAGCCCCGUGUGCACUCGCUGGUGUCCUGGUGCGUGUUGGUGUGGAUGGAUUGGCACUGUACAUAUGUCGUGCACGGCGCGCAACGUGCACAACCCGUCCACUUCCCCAUACAUGCACGUGAGGUCUUGUUUUGGUAUCGGCUGGUCUCUGUCCUGUUAUUGUGUUGUUGCAUUGCUUUCACAUCACAUAACCUCGCCUCACGUGCCACCCAUCCCUCCCCUCUCAAGCGCCUGUGCGUGUGCGCUCUGUUUGAUUUGGUUAGUCCAUUGUUGUUGCUGACCGCAAAUUGAUGCACACUCGGUGUCUCAUUGUUGCUGCACACAUUGCCAUUGACGCGUGUGCGCAGGCAUCCGUUACCCCCUUUCCCAACUAGCGUUCGAUGUUUGACAAGCGAUAAUUGUCUCCCUUCCUUACCCUUCCCUUAUAUCUCUGCCUGUGCUGUGCACAACAUGUAAGAUGCCCUCUUCUCUUCUUCUUCCUCCUCUUUUUGCUUCUGGGCGUGUGUUGUUUGGAGCGCCCUCUCCGUAUCUCUGUUGUCACCGCGUGACCUUCCAAUAACACACACGCAAACAAGA